Messenger RNA from Rotaria sordida, 1017 nucleotides. NCBI's taxonomy places the organism in Eukaryota, Metazoa, Rotifera, Eurotatoria, Philodinida, Philodinidae. The record is from the annotation of a GenBank genome assembly.
AUGUGUGGUAAAACUCAACGACAAGCAAAUUAUUCAGUUCCGUUAGAAGAAAAUAAUUCUAAUUUCGAUUCAAGUUGUGGUAUAUUGUUUUUUGAUGAAGGUAUCAUCGGAAAAGAAAGUUCAAGGAAAAGUGAAGAAGAAAUUAACAAAGUAUUUGAAGUAUCGAAUAGUACAUCGUUGAAUGAGACAUCAAAUGAUAAUCAAGGUGUAUCAUCAUCAACAUCCAAUUCCAUUUCGAACAAAAAAACACGUGCAACAUUAUCAACAUCCAAUUUCAUUUUGAACAGAAAAAGAGGUGCAACAUCAUCAAAUUUAAUAUUACGUAGUCAUAAAGGUUUAACAUCAUUAACAUCAAGUUCAAAAUCACAUGAGAAGAAUAGUUCAACAACAGCAUCAAAACCAAAAAUGGUAACAGGUAAUACAGAAAGUUCAUUAACAAUAUCAUCACUUUUUAUGUUCAAUGAUAAUAAAUCUUUAACAUCAGAAGCUACCUCAAUUUCAGUAUUAAAUAAAAAAGAAAGUAUCUCAUCAGAAUCAUCAACUUCAGCUAAUAAUUGUGUUUGUACAGGUCGACAGAAAAAUACAUUGGUUGGCAAAUCAACAUCUGAUCGUGAAACAAAUGAAUUUUUGAAUAUCAAUCAACCAUUGACUUACGAACAACUUCAACAUGAAAAUGAACAACUAAGAGAGAAAAUUAAUUUUUAUGAACGUCAUUGGAUGGCCAAACCUACUGGACAUGCUUUGACUUAUUUUGUUGAUAUGAGUAAAACUUUAUAUGACUAUCGAAUUGAUGAAUAUGAAAAGAAAAAAAAAGAUAAAUUAAAAAAAAUCUCUCUUACACUGAAUAUGACUUUAGAUGAAUUAGAAUCAUGCAAAGAUUCAAAACACAUUACAAUAACUUGUCGAGAAUUAGUAAAAUUUUUGUAUCCAGAUGUAAAUAAACGUUCUACAAUGAAAAUAUCAUUCAUGUCGAAAGAACAUGUUAAAGCUAUACGUGCUAGGUGUCUUAGUUAUUAA